AUGUCAGAAGAUCAAAUUAGACACUGUGGAUAUUGUUUAAAAGAAAUUAAAGGUGCCGAGGUAAAGAAAUGUGCAGGAUGCUUACGUAGAUGCUACUGUUCAAGAGAUUGUCAAGUUGCAGAUUGGGGAUCAAAGGGUCAAACCCACAAGUUAUGGUGCAAAGAAAAUAUUUGUGAAGAGGAUUUAGAUUGGGAAAUUAGAGAUUCACCAGGGAAGGGCUUAGGUGUUUUUGCAAAGAGAAUGAUACCAAAGCACACUAAAAUUAUGGUAGAUAAGGGUUAUAGAGGUGUUCAGGAGACACCAUCAGACUUUUUAAAUACAUUAAUGCCACAUCCAGGUUCAUUACAAGAGAAAUGGGACUUGAAUUCAUUUUACACACCAGAAGGCGGCGAUAACAUUGGUAUCAGAUUAGCAAGAGUUAAUUUCGACUGUAGAAACAACGCUACAAAUAAAUUUGUACCAGAUUUAAGUACAUUCAUUUUAAUUGCAAUUAGAGAUAUUCAACAAGAUGAGGAAAUUUCAAUUCAAUACUACUUUUACAACGAUUUUUCAACUAGCAAGGAAAUCAGAGAUGCUAGAGAGACCAUUAUCAAAGAAAAAUGGGAGGUUAAUUGUGACAGUACAUGUAUUUGCAAGAAUAGCGAAAUUAAAGAUAAAAUUCAAAAGGCACACGAGUUGGACGAAUUAAUUCCAACCCUUCCAUUAAAGACCGAAAAUGAUGUUAAGAAAUCAUUGAAGCAUGUUGAUGAUUUAAUUAAAAUGAAUCAAGAGUUAUCAAGUGGAAUCAUGCCAUUGUCAAGAGCAUACUAUGAUGGUUUCCAAAUCGCAAUUACACACAAAAAAACAUUCCCAUUACACAAAAAAUAUAUAGAAAAGUAUUUAGAAGCUAUGGAAAUAGUCAACUCCAAACACUCACAAGCUUAUUCAGAAGCUUUACAAUAUUUGAAAUAUCCAAAUUCCCAUAGAAAUCAUUAUUAA
Molecule: messenger RNA, 978 nt
Organism: Dictyostelium purpureum
Lineage: Eukaryota; Evosea; Eumycetozoa; Dictyosteliales; Dictyosteliaceae
Exons: 1
Coding region: 1-978 (325 amino acids)
Molecular function (GO): protein binding
Source: RefSeq, a predicted model, not a curated record